UGAAAAAAUCAUUCUCAUGUAUCAUGAAUUGAUCAAAGUAUCGUCACUUUAAAAGGAACCAUAAAAAGUAAACAAAAUUGAAGAUUUUCAUGUGUUGAUUUAUAUAAAAAUUUGCAAUAGUUUAUUUUGUGUGUUAUUCGAAAUAUAAGUCUGUUUUUUUUGUAAUAUGGCAAAACAUCACCCAGAUUUAAUUUUCUGUAGAAAACAACCGGGAGUUGCAAUAGGAAGAUUAUGUGAAAAAUGCGAUGGUAAAUGUGUAAUUUGUGAUUCCUAUGUAAGACCAUGUACUCUGGUUAGAAUUUGUGAUGAAUGCAAUUAUGGAUCUUAUCAAGGCCGAUGUGUUAUUUGUGGUGGACCUGGUGUUUCUGAUGCUUAUUAUUGCAAAGAAUGCACAAUUCAAGAAAAAGAUAGAGAUGGUUGUCCAAAAAUCGUAAAUCUCGGAAGUUCAAAGACUGAUCUAUUUUAUGAGAGGAAAAAGUAUGGAUUCAAGAGAAGAUAAAGAUGAUUGACGAAAAUUUUUAAUGUAAAAAAUAUUUCUUAUUUUUCAAAUAAAUAAUUUUCUUGUAAUUA
Molecule: messenger RNA, 570 nt
Organism: Apis dorsata (giant honeybee)
Lineage: Eukaryota; Metazoa; Arthropoda; Insecta; Hymenoptera; Apidae
Gene: Phf5a
Product: PHD finger-like domain-containing protein 5A
Exons: 3
Coding region: 167-499 (110 amino acids)
Biological process (GO): mRNA splicing, via spliceosome
Cellular component (GO): precatalytic spliceosome; U12-type spliceosomal complex; catalytic step 2 spliceosome
Source: RefSeq, a predicted model, not a curated record